UUUCUCAGUCUAUUAUCUCUCUUGCUCGGCGAUUCAGAUCUCGGCGAUAAUUUUGAGUAGGGUUUGGAUAGGCUAGGGUUUUCUGUGAUACUGCGCUUUGUGAGCGCGUUUGUAUCCGCGAAGGCAAUCGAGAAAGGCUCUUCAUUCAUCUGUAAUUCGCUUUUGGGUCGGGUGUUUUCUUAGCUGAGAAUUUUGCAUCCAUGGGUAGGCACGAUAGUUCAUCCGAGGAAGAGGAGAGAGUGAGAAGGAGAGAUAGAAGACGAAGAGAGAGAAGCCCAGAGGGUAGACGGUCGAGGAUGGAGACGGAAGAGGCUGGUCGUCGGGUUAGGGUUUCUGACGAUGAUGACCACAAGAGCUCGCGAAGAGAUCUCGAGAUUGGGGGUGUUGCAGACGGGGAUGAUCGAAAGUCGAAGCGAGACGGGAGAGGAAGAGAGAGAAGCCGUGGAGAUACGGUGAGAGCUGAUACCUCUUCUGAUGAGGAAUCAGCUAGGCGGUCUAGAAAGGAUCGAAGAGAAGUAGAUUCGGGUUCUGACGACGAUCAGGAAAGAGAUAGACGGAAAAAAAUGGAAGUAGAUGAUGAUGCUGGUGGUGAGAGGAGGGUAAGCAUAGGAAGAAGUAAGGAUAGAGUUCGAGCAGGCACUUCUUCUGAUGAAGAAGGUGACAAGCAUCUUUCAAAGGAAACCGAAGAUGGACGAAAGGGUCGUAGAGGCUUGGACGAUGAAGACGAUGAUUUGAAGGGGAAUAAAAAGGAAACCGAAGAGGCUGAGGAUGAUUACGAUAGGAGAAGAAGGAAGAGAAGCCCUAAAGACGUGGAGAAGCAUGAUAGAGAGAGGGGUCAUAGGGGUAGCAGAGUCAUAGCUGAUAAACCUUCUGAUGAAGAAUAUGAUAGGCAGAAGAGCAGGAGAGGUAGGCAAGAAAGCGAGAGGAAACGUAGAGAUUAUGAAGCAGCUGAUGACGAUGAGGAAGGUGAGAUAAAGAGCGAGAGAAGUGGAAAAAAGAGGACUGAUGAAGGUCUUUUAAAAAGGGAUCGGAGGGAGAGAGACUGGUCUGAUGAGCACGAGAACGGGAACCGGCGGAGGGAUGUUGAAAGGAAGGAUAGGCAUCGGAGGGAUGAUGGAGCUAGAGAUGAAAAGGAGAGGAGACACAGUGAUAGAUAUGAUAAUAGCCAAAGAGACAAGUUGAGAAAGGAAGACAGCAGGAAAAGGGAAGAGAAGAGUGAAGUUGUAAAGCCCAAGUUGCCAGAACUCAAUCCAUCUGAUAACAAUGCUAUGGCAUUGGGAAAAACUGGUGGAGUUUAUAUUCCUCCGUUCAAGCUAGCACGCAUGAUGAAGGAGGUGGAAGACAAGAGCAGUGUAGAAUAUCAACGUCUUACAUGGGACGCUCUCCGUAAAAGUAUUAAUGGGCUGGUGAAUAAGGUCAACGCAAGCAACAUCAAGAACAUAAUCCCUGAACUGUUUGCGGAAAAUCUCAUCAGAGGAAGGGGACUUUUCUGCCGGUCAUGUAUGAAGUCUCAAAUGGCAUCUCCUGGUUUCACUGAUGUCUUUGCAGCUUUAGUAGCUGUUAUUAACGCCAAAUUCCCCGAAGUUGCUGAACUUCUAUUGAAAAGGGUCGUUUUGCAGCUGAAGAGAGCGUAUAAGCGUAAUGACAAGCCUCAAUUGCUCGCUGCCGUAAAAUUUAUAGCACAUCUAGUAAACCAGCAAGUCGCUCAGGAGAUCAUUGCCCUUGAAUUAGUCACUAUACUUCUGCAAGACCCGACUGAUGACAGUGUCGAGGUGGCUGUUGGAUUCGUGACGGAGUGUGGUGCGAUGCUUCAAGAUGUUACACCAAAAGGAUUGCAUGGGAUUUUUGAGCGGUUUCGUGGUAUACUGCACGAGGGAGAGAUAGAUAAGAGAGUUCAGUAUUUGAUUGAAGGGCUCUUUGCUAUUAGGAAAGCGAAAUUUCAGGGACAUCCGGCUGUUCGUCCUGAGCUAGAUCUCGUGGAAGAAAAAUAUUCGCAUGAUGUUUCUCUUGACGAUGAAAUAAAUCCUGAAACCUCUCUCGAUGUUUUCAAACCUGAUCCUGACUUCCUUGAGAACGAAAAGAAGUACGAGGCGCUGAAGAAAGAGUUACUUGGUGAAGAGGAGUCCGAGGAUGAAGAUGGCUCUGAUGCUAGUUCAGAGGAUAAUGAUGAGGAGGAAGAUGGUUCUGAUGAAGAAGAUGAAGAACAAAUGAGAAUAAGAGACGAGACAGAGACUAAUCUUGUUAAUCUAAGGAGGACAAUAUACCUGACCAUAAUGUCCAGCGUUGAUUUUGAGGAAGCAGGUCACAAGUUACUUAAAAUUAAACUUGAACCUGGUCAAGAGAUGGAACUAUGCAUAAUGCUCCUGGAAUGUUGCUCCCAGGAGAGAACAUAUCUGCGCUACUACGGAUUGUUGGGUCAGCGUUUCUGUAUGAUCAACAAAAUUCAUCAAGAGAAUUUUGAGAAAUGUUUUGUUCAGCAGUAUUCCAUGAUCCAUCGUCUCGAGACGAACAAGUUGCGUAAUGUGGCCAAGUUCUUCGCCCAUUUAUUGGGAACAGAUGCACUUCCGUGGCAUGUCCUUGCCUACAUUCGGUUAACCGAGGAGGACACAACUUCCUCAUCUCGUAUCUUUAUCAAGAUCCUUUUUCAGGAAUUGUCAGAACACUUGGGGAUUAGGCUACUUAACGAGAGGCUUCAGGAUCCAAUAAUGCAGGAAUCACUCGAGUCCAUCUUCCCUAAAGAUAAUCCAAAGAACACGAGGUUUGCAAUCAACUUCUUUACUUCCAUUGGUCUUGGAGGUAUCACAGAGAGUCUCAGAGAGUACCUGAAGAACAUGCCACGCCUCAUCAUGCAACAACAGAAGCAAGUUGUGGAAUCAGAAUCUGGAUCAUCGUCUGGAUCUGAUAGUUCUGGUUCUGGUUCCGAGUCUGAUUCUGAGUCGGAUUCUUCGUCUUCUUCUAGUUCGGAUGAAAGUGACAGAGAGAAGAGGAAGCGAAGAAGAAGAGCUUGAGUGGUGGUUGUUUUGCUUGUUAUCUCUACCAAAAUUCUUCAAAUUUUCACAUGGUUCACAUCUUGUUUUGGUGAUUCAACUUGAAUUUAUAUGAGAACUCAAUGAGCAUCUGGUUCUGUUCUUGCAUAUCAACUAUAAAUUAAGCUGAUAAACUUUUUUUUUU
This is a messenger RNA of Eutrema salsugineum, 3171 nucleotides long. RefSeq names its product pre-mRNA-splicing factor CWC22 homolog. Gene Ontology annotation, molecular function: protein binding; RNA binding. The transcript is spliced from 7 exons. The record is from RefSeq and is a predicted model, not a curated record. Gene Ontology annotation, biological process: mRNA splicing, via spliceosome. Gene Ontology annotation, cellular component: catalytic step 2 spliceosome. NCBI's taxonomy places the organism in Eukaryota, Viridiplantae, Streptophyta, Magnoliopsida, Brassicales, Brassicaceae. Bases 201 to 3008 code for a protein of 935 amino acids.